This is a messenger RNA of Solea senegalensis (Senegalese sole), 1046 nucleotides long. It is a transcript of the gene rbmx2, whose product is annotated as RNA binding motif protein X-linked 2. Gene Ontology annotation, cellular component: catalytic step 2 spliceosome; U2 snRNP; precatalytic spliceosome. NCBI's taxonomy places the organism in Eukaryota, Metazoa, Chordata, Actinopteri, Pleuronectiformes, Soleidae. The record is from RefSeq and is a predicted model, not a curated record. The transcript has 7 exons. Gene Ontology annotation, biological process: mRNA splicing, via spliceosome. Gene Ontology annotation, molecular function: RNA binding. Bases 71 to 973 code for a protein of 300 amino acids.
GCUCAUGUCAGCGGAUUAGCACCGCGCUAGCACCAGGAUUAGCAUCAGUGUCUGUUCCGCACAGUUCAACAUGAAUCCGCUGACGAAGGUGAAGCUGAUCAACGAGCUCAACGAGCGCGAGGCUGACCUCGGGGUCAAGGAUUCCGUUUCCUGGCACAGCGUGUACAAAGACAGUGCCUGGGUCUUUGUUGGUGGAUUUCCAUACGAGCUGACAGAAGGCGACAUCAUCUGCGUCUUCUCUCAGUACGGCGAGAUUGUGAACAUCAACCUGGUGCGAGACAAGAAGACGGGAAAGUCCAAGGGUUUCUGCUUCAUCUGCUACGAGGACCAGAGGAGCACAGUCCUCGCUGUGGACAACUUCAACGGCAUCAAGAUCAAAGGUCGGACCAUCCGCGUGGACCACGUCAAAGACUAUCGUCCUCCGAAAGACUAUGAGGACAUUGACGACGUGACCAAGCGCCUGAGGGAGGAGGGCUGUGCACCGAAAGCUUCCAAGUCUCCGUCGUCUCCCUCAGAGGACGAUGAGCAGCCCAACGUUCCAGUGAAGAAGCUGAAGAAAGAAAAAAAAGAAAAGAAAAAAAGGAAGAAAGACAAGAAGAAGAAAGAGAAGGAGUGGGGGAGACGAGCGUCUUCCUCCUCCUCUGCAUCACCUCCUCCUCCUCCUCCUCCUCCUCCUCCCCCCGUCAGAGUCAAAGAGGAAAAAGAGGACAGCGCCUAUGACAAGUACAAACAGAGGGGGGCGCCACUGGGAGGACAACAGAACGGACAGAGAGUAGCAGAGGAGAGGCGAGAGGAGGAUAGGAGGAGACGUCACGAACGAGAGGGAGACAGACAAAGAGAGACCGAGAGAGACAAAGACAGACGAGGAGAGGAGGACAGGAGGAGAGACGACGAGAGGAGAAAAGAGACAGAGCGGGACAGAGAGGACAGGAGGAGAGACGGAGACAACAGACGAAGAGACAGGCAGCGAUAGAAGAUGCAGGCAUAGUUUCUAGUUUCAUAGAGUUUUUUGUUUUUUUCCAUAUUAAACUUUUUCCUUUUCUGAA